Messenger RNA from Mesitornis unicolor (brown roatelo), 2592 nucleotides. It is a transcript of the gene NCSTN, whose product is annotated as nicastrin. The transcript is spliced from 16 exons. Lineage: Eukaryota; Metazoa; Chordata; Aves; Mesitornithiformes; Mesitornithidae. Gene Ontology annotation, biological process: protein processing; Notch receptor processing. Gene Ontology annotation, cellular component: membrane. The annotation marks the transcript as partial. The record is from RefSeq and is a predicted model, not a curated record.
GCUCCUGCCAGGGUAACUCCGUGGAGAGGAAGAUCUACAUCCCCUUGAACAAAACGGCGCCGUGCGUUCGCCUGCUGAAUGCCACCCACCAGAUCGGCUGCCAGUCCUCCAUCAGCGGCGACACGGGGGUGAUCCAUGUGGUGGAGAAGGAGGAGGACCUGAACUGGGUGCUUGCUGAUGGCCCACACCCACCCUACAUGAUCCUGCUGGAUGGGAACCUCUUCACCAGGAGGGUAAUGCUGCAGCUGAAGGGAACCUCACGAGUGUCAGGCCUCGCUGUGGCUCCUGCCAAACCCAGCCCUGCCGAAGGAUUCUCCCCUGGUUUGAAGUGCCCCAAUGACGGCUUUGGUGUCUAUUCCAAAGAUUAUGGCCCGCAGUUUGCGCACUGCAACAGGACCGUGUGGAAUCCGGUGGGGAGCGGGCUUUCCUAUGAGGACUUUGACUUCCCUAUUUUCCUCCUUGAAGAUGCCAACGAGACUCAAGUCAUCAAGCAGUGUUACCAAGACCACAACGUCCCUCGUGAUGGAUCUGCCCCCGAGUACCCCCUCUGUGCCAUGCAGCUUUUCUCCCACAUGCACGCAGUCACCAGCACCGUUACCUGCAUGAGGCGCAGCUCCCUGCAAAGCACCUUCAGCAUCAACCCAGAGAUCUUGUGCGAUCCUCUUCUUGAUUUCAACGUGUGGAGCACCUUGCAGCCCAUCAACUCCUCUGGGAAAGUUGAUCCUGAGAAGGAAGUGAUUCUUGUCGCUACGCGAAUCGACAGCCAUUCCUUCUUCUGGAACAUCGCACCUGGGGCAGAGAGCGCCGUCUCUUCUUUUGUGACCCACUUGGCUGCUGCUGAAGCCCUUCAUAAAGCAUCAGAUGUGCAGUUGCUGCAAAGGAACAUCAUGUUCACCUUCUUCCAAGGGGAGACCUUUGAUUACAUCGGCAGCUCACGAAUGGUGUACGAUAUGGAAAGGGACAAAUUUCCUCUCCGCUUGGACAACAUCCAUUCGUUUGUGGAGUUGAAUCAGGUGGCUCUGAGGACCAACUCCACUUUAUGGAUGCACACAGACCCCGUUUCUCGAAUGAAUGAAACUGUUGAAGUGCAGAUCAGAAACUUGCUGGAUAUUCUGAGCAACAGCAGCAUCGGAACAAACGUGACUUUGCAGGAAGUUGGAUUUUCCCAGCCUCUUCCUCCGUCUUCCUUCCAGCGCUUCCUUCGUGCCCGGCACAUCCCCGGCGUGGUCCUGACUGACCACCAGACCUCCUUCCAGAACAGAUACUACCAGAGCAUGUACGACACUCCAGAGAACAUCCAGAUGCAAUACCCCGAGGGGCUUAGCCCCGAGGAAACCCUGGAAUAUGUCACGGACACAGCCAAGUCCCUGGCAGAAGUUGCCACAGUGGUCGCCCGUGCUCUCUACCGGCUUGCAGGGGGAGCCAACAACACCUCUGCUAUUCAGGCAGAUCCAAAAACGGUCACUCGAAUGCUGUAUGGGUUUCUGAUUAAAAUGAACAAUUCCUGGUUUCAGUCCAUCAUUAAACCAGACAUAAAAGGAAUUCUGGGUGAUGUUCCCCAACACUACGUCGCCGUUUCCAGCCCUGUGAACACCACCUACCUUGUGCAGUACGUCCUGGCCAACCUGACGGGCACCGUUGUUAACUUCACCAAGGAUGAGUGCCUGAACCCUGAGAAAACACCCAACAGUGAGAGAGAAAUGUACGAAUAUGCCUGGGUGCAGGGUUCCCUGGACCCGAACUCGACGUCGCGAGUCCCUUUCUGCGUUCGCUCCACCGUUCGCCUGAGCAAAGCGCUCUCUCCCGCCUUCGAGCUGAGGCAGUGGGGAUCCACAGAGUACUCCACGUGGACGGAGAGUCGCUGGAAGGAGAUUCGCGCCCGAAUAUUUCUGGUAGCCAGCAAGGAGCUGGAGAUCAUCACUUUGGUGGUGGGCAUUGCCAUCCUGAUCGUCUCUCUCGUGGCCACGUAUUUCAUCAACGCCAAAGCGGAUGUGCUCUUCAGCGUCCCGCGAGACCCUGGGGCUGUGGCUUACUGAAGAUGCAAGUUUUAACCCUCGGAUUACAGUUGUCAAAGAGGAAACUACACUGGAAUGCACCUCUCUCUGGAUGGGGACACAAAUGGUUCGCUCCAGAGCUUCCCUGCUUGGCUUCUGGGGACUGAGCCCCCAAACCAGAAGAGACUUGCCCAGAAAACGGUGCCGACCGAGCCCUAAAGAAACUGCGACUGAGGAGUCCCCACAGCCUUUCCUUUUAGUUUGAGCGAGAGGAGAGGGUUGGUCCUGAAAGCCACCGAUGUGCUGGAUGUGUUCCCUAAACGAAGGCAAGAGAGGAAGGGGAUUUUCCUCUGGGAUAUACAAGGACCAGCACAUUUCCUGGUGUCUGACAGCACAGGUCGCCUGUUGGCGUCCAACAGUCGCUGCGAAUCGGUGUAGGCUACAACGCAGGGAGGGCGAGGGGUGUUUAACAGACGAUUAGAUGUCAACUGUCCUGUCGGGUUUUUUUUCUCAAUGGUGCAAUAUUUUCUGGGUUUUGUACAUAUAUAUAUAUAAAUAGUUCCGUUUAAUUAAAAAAAAGAAAGCCUCCACUUACAAA